Malaclemys terrapin pileata is the source of this 1375-nucleotide messenger RNA. It is a transcript of the gene PYM1, whose product is annotated as PYM homolog 1, exon junction complex associated factor. The transcript has 2 exons. Gene Ontology annotation, molecular function: RNA binding. The record is from RefSeq and is a predicted model, not a curated record. Gene Ontology annotation, cellular component: exon-exon junction complex; cytoplasm. Gene Ontology annotation, biological process: exon-exon junction complex disassembly. The coding region runs from base 574 to 1167 and encodes 197 amino acids. Lineage: Eukaryota; Metazoa; Chordata; Testudines; Emydidae.
UACAUUGCCUCCACGCAGCGCCCUGACGGGACCUGGAGGAAGCAGAGAAAGGUGAAGGAGGGAUACGUGCCCCAAGAAGAAGUGCCAGUGUGCCCGACCAACUUUGACCCCUCUUAUACCAUAAGAUGUAACCUGGCGGUAUGUAUUAACUCCCCUUAUAAAUCAUUCUGGUGGGCGGCUUCGGCAGGGCUCCGGGUGUGUCCUGCCUGCGAGGGUAACCUCUGCCGGCCGGCAUUGCUAGUCUCAGGCAUAGAGCUCAGGUACUCGCAAACUGCUCAAAUCCGGAAAUGUUCGAGGUGUGUCUGUUUCAUGGAGGCUCACUCCUCUGGUCCUGGGUGUCAUCUCCCGCCCUGAGGGUGGCGGCCAAGUGCUGUGAUUCCUUUGCCCUUUGGAGUUGUCCCUCAGUGAUGCCGCUGUUCUGGGGGGCCUGAUGGGAGGGGCUGAGCAUUCGUGACUCGUUGGGUGGUGAUUGGGCCAGUGGGUUCUUAGCACCUCCUGUGGUGGGCUGGAUCUGCAGCGGCAAGGCCUUGGGGCGCUGGGUGUGUGCAAUGGGGUUAGAGCGCGUUGGAGCUGAUGGCCGCCGCCUGGACCAGCUGGCUAGCUCCUGUUCUUUGUGCGUGGGAGAGGAAAGUCCUGAUGGUUUUUGUUCUGUGCAGGUAUGAGAAUAAGUAUGUGAAGUUUUUCAAAAGCAAACCAGACCUGCCCCCCGGUCUGAGCCCCGAGGCCAACGUGCAGCCAGGCAAGCAGGCCACCAAGGCGGAGUGCGGCGAGACCGGCCUGUCCAAGACGGCCAAGAGGAACUUGAAACGUAAGGAGAAGAGGAAGCAGCAGCAGGAGAAAGGGGAGAGGGAGACAGACGAACUGAUCCAGUCACUGGAAAAGGCCACCCUCUUGGGGGGCAGCAGCAGGGACAGGGGCCCCCCGGGGGAUGGUAAGUUGGCCCUGCAGCAGGCCUGCGGCGGAACGUCCCUGGGGGACGGGGGGGACUCAGCCUCUGAGAAAACCAAGAAGAUGAAAAACCUGAAAAAGAAGCUGCGGCAGGUGGAGGAGCUGCAGCAGCGGCUGGACUCUGGGGAGAUCAAGCAGCCGACGAGAGAGCAGCUGGAGAAGCUGGCGCGGCGGAAAGCGUUGGAGGAGGAGCUGGAGGACCUGGAGCUGGAUUUGUAAGGGGGGACCCGGGAGGGAGACUCUGAACUGGACUCAAUGCACGCAGGUGAAUGAAUUCUGCGAGCUGUGGUGACCUCGUUGGGCCUGGCUGGGUUUUUUGUUGGGUGCUGCCUGGUUUUUUAAGAACAAUUUUCCCAGCUAUCGAGGUUAGAAACUCGACAACUUUUCACAUACCUCUCUCCUUUUUUAUUAUUUUCUUGGGGGUGGG